This is a messenger RNA of Eutrema salsugineum, 1500 nucleotides long. RefSeq lists its product as uncharacterized. The transcript has a single exon. The coding region runs from base 1 to 1500 and encodes 499 amino acids. The record is from RefSeq and is a predicted model, not a curated record. NCBI's taxonomy places the organism in Eukaryota, Viridiplantae, Streptophyta, Magnoliopsida, Brassicales, Brassicaceae.
AUGGCUCAAAUUCCAGUUGUGUACGGUGAGUGGAAGAUUAAGGAGAAUUCAUGGCAUUUUGUUGUUGACAUGCGCAAAGGUGGAAGAAUGUGGUUUUUGAACGAUGGUUGCACCUUUGGGCAGCUUACUGAAAUGGCGCGAGAUGAUUAUAACUUCGGCAAGAAGACUGAGAUCAUCGAGUUAACCUACGCACUACCAGUCUCAAUGUUGCAAACUAUGGCUCCAGAUACACCUCCAAUGCAUGUCACCAAUGAUAGACAAGUUUCAAGCUUGAUUGCGUUAAGCAGAGUACAUAUGUUACGCCUUGGUGUGUCCUGUCGAGUGGAGAUGGAUACUGAGGAGAACCAGGAAGGAUCAGAUGAAGAUUUAGGUGAGGAGUCUGAGGAAAAUUCAGAACAUUCUACCGAUGAUGAGGCAGACAGUUCUGAUGUGAACGAGGAUGGAGAAGAUGUCGACGAUGCAGCUUACUCUGACGGAGAAGAUUACAGUGUCUACGGUAAAGUGAAAGAUGAAGAUGAUGAUGAAGAUGAAGUCUGUAUUGAAAAGGUCAGAAACCGAUAUGGUGAAACAGGGAGCACGCCCAUGUCAUGGUCUGAUAAUAUAUAUGUUAGGGCAAAUUUUCCUACAAAAGAGACGCUGUUAUCAGAGGUUAGACUGACUGCCAUAAUGUUAAAAUUUGCUUUUAAAACACAGAAGUCUACCAAGACCCUGUUUGUAGCUAAAUGUCGAGUGGAAGGAUGUGCAUGGAUGGUUAAAGCGAGCGUGAAGAAUGAUGCAUCCACUUUUUGGGUGACAAAAUAUGUGAAAGACCACACAUGUUCAAUAGCCCAUCGAAUGGCUCAUCGUGGGAAGUCUACUUCUAAGUAUAUUGGCAAGUUGUUUAUAAGCCAUUUAGGCAUCAUUGAUGGACUUACACCAGAACAUGUCAGAGUUUCAAUGAAGCAUAUGUUUGGCAUCAAGAUGGAUUGCACUACCUCUUACAGAUCUUUGAUAUAUGCCCAACAAUUGGUCAGGGAAACAGCUGAAGAUGGAUAUGCGAGUCUCCCAGCUUACCUACAUUCAGUGAACAAAGCCAAUCCGAGAACUGUAUCAGCUCUUCAUGUAGAUUCGAAUAACAAAUUCAAAUAUCUAUUUCUCGCAUUUGGAGCAUCGAUUGCUGGUUUUCAGUACAUGAGAAGAGUUAUUGUGGUUGAUGGAUGUCAUCUAACAGGGAAAUACGAGGGCACUUUGUUGGUUGCCACCGCACAAGAUGGAAACUUUCAGAUUUUUCCUUUGGCCUUUGGAAUUGUUGAUGGUGAAGAUGAUGCUUCAUGGGAAUGGUUAUUUUCUAAACUGCGUGAAUGUGUCUCAGAUGGUUAUCCUUUGGUGAUAGUUUAUGACAGACAUAUUUCUACUAAGAAAGCUUGUGAAACUAUUUUCCCAUGGGCAAAACGAGGGAUCUGCUACUACCAUGUACAACAUAACAUAGUAACAAAGUUUAGGGGGAAGCAGUUGCUGUAA